CCAUUCCCGAAGAGAUCGGGAUGUUAAGUAAUCUUUGGCUGCUUUAUAUGGAACACAACUCUCUGUCAGGUAGAAUCCCUUCAUCAAUUGGAAACUUGACCAUGUUAGAAAUAAUUUAUCUCUAUGAGAACAAUCUCUCAGGUCCUAUUCCUCACGAAUUCUGGAAACUCUGUGCCCUCACUCAAUUGCAAGUACAUUCCAAUAGACUUUCCGGGCUAAUCUCUCCAUUUGUCGGGAACCUAACAAAUCUCACAAAAUUGGCCUUGCACAGUAACAACUUUUCUGGUCCAAUUCCUCCGUCCAUUGGUAACUUGAUCAAUUUAGUUCAGCUCCAUCUUUAUAACAACAGUUUUUCAGGAUACCUUCCUUCCACUGUUGGAAAUAUGACAAAGCUCAUCGUCCUGUUAUUGGACCAUAACAAACUCAGUGGUCCACUUCCACAAGAAAUGAAUAAUAUGACAACUUGGUAUAACUUACAGCUGAGUAAUAAUUGUUUCACUGGUCCUUUGCCACAACAAAUUUGUCAGAGUGGGAGGUUAUUUAAGUUUGCUGCUAAUGAUAACCAUUUCACUGGUCCUGUUCCAGCAAGUUUGAAGAAUUGUCCUAGUCUAUACAGACUCAGGCUUGAUAAUAACCGAUUAGUUGAUAAUAUAACAGAUGCUUUUGGAGUAUAUCCUGUGUUGAACUACAUGGACCUAAGUGGCAAUAAAUUCUAUGGCCACCUUUCAUCCACGUGGGGCAAGUGCACCAACCUCACACAAUUGAUUAUUCACAAUAACGAGCUUUCUGGCAGUAUACCGCCAGAACUAGGAGAGGCACGUAACCUUGGUUUACUUAACUUGUCUUCAAAUCAUUUGUCUGGCCAAAUUCCGAAACAACUAUGGAAGUUGACCUCAUUGAUGAAACUCUCUUUGAGCCAUAAUAACUUUCAGGCAAUAUCCCCACAGAAAUAAGUUCACUUAGUAACCUUACAGAUUUGGAGUUAGCAGCAAAUAAUUUCAAUGGCUCAAUCACAAGAGAGAUUGGAAAAUUACGAAGGUUGAUGUUCUUGAAUUUGAGCAAAAAACAGAUUUGAUGAAAGCAUUCGCCUUGACUUUGGUGGACUCCAAGAACUUGAACAACUUGAUCUCAGUGACAAUUUGCUGAUUGGAGCAAUACCAGCAACACUUGGAAUGUUAUCCAAGUUGCAAGUAUUGAACCUCUCGCAUAAUCAUCUCUCUGGAAACAUUUCUUCCUUCGGUGAAAUGCCAGCUUUGUCUACUGUUGACAUAUCAUACAAUCAAUUAGAAGGCCCCCUUCCAAAAAAUAAAGCCUUUCAAAACUUUGCCGCUUUGAGGAAUAAUAAAGGCUUGUGCGGUAACGUCGCUGGUUUGAGUCCAUGCGGUGAGCCAAAACCCAAACCAAGUGGACAGAGCCAGAGGAUCAAAAGGUUCUUGAUAAUAUUCCUCCCAUUGGCCAUACUGCUAUUAGUACUUGUUGGAGCAUCUUACAUUUUUUAUCGAGUAGCAACAAAAAGAAAAGGCAAAAAUGAAGAAGCAUCGCAAGAAGAGGUUUAUUUUGUGGGGAGUCUUGAAAAAGAAAUAUCGUGCCAAGAUAUCAUCAAAGCCACAGAGGAAUUUGAUGACAAAUAUCUUAUAGGGAGAGGGAGCCAGGGAAGUGUUUAUAUAGCUGAGUUGCCUAGAGGUGAUGUUUAUGCUGUAAAGAAGCUUCAUUCGAUACCAAGUGGGGAAAUCUUCAACCAGAAAGCUUUUACAAGUGAGAUUCGAGCUUUGACGGAGAUCAAACAUCGUAACAUUGUGAAGCUGCAUGGGUUUUACUCCAAUUCACAAUUCUCCAUUUUGGUUUAUGAGUUCCUGGAAGGUGGCAGCUUGAAUAACAUACUAAAGAAUGAGAAACAAGCCACUGAGUUUGACUGGAAUAAGAGGGUGAAUGCUGUUAAAGGUGUGGCUAAUGCAUUAUUCCAUAUGCAUCAUGGCUGCUCAAUUCCUAUUGUGCAUCGUGACAUAUCAAGCAAGAAUAUUCUUCUGAGUUCAGAAUAUGAAGAAGCUCACAUCAUUGACUUUGGAACUGCUAAGUUUUUGAAUCCUGACUCAAACAACAUGACCACAUUUGCUGGCACAUUUGGGUAUGCUGCACCAGAGAUUGCUUUCGUUAUGCAAGCCAACGAGAAAUGUGAUGUUUAUAGCUUUGGAGUGUUGACUUUAGAAAUCAUCAUGGGGACACAUCCUGCAGAGCUUAUUUUAUCUUUGGCAGACAGAUCAACCACUGAUCAUGACUUGUUGAAAGAUGUGUUGGACUCACGACUUUCUCCAAUUAGAAAACCGGUCCUAGAUGAGGUGAUCUUGAUUGCAAAAAUAGCAUUUUCUUGCCUGAAAGAUAAUCCUCGGUCUCGUCCAACCAUGGAACAAGUGUCUAAGGAGCUUGAGAAGCCGCCAAAAUCUCAUUCAGAGGACCAAUUUCACACCAUCACAAUUGGACAACUCAUGAGGGAUUGAACUUGAUUUGCAAGUGCAUCUACCUGUAUAAAUUCUUGCGCUUGACAUUUUAAUGCAAAUAUUAUAAGUUUGUAUUCUACAUAAUGAAAUAAAGCUUGUUGUAGUUAUUGUAUUGUAA
Prosopis cineraria is the source of this 2613-nucleotide messenger RNA. RefSeq names its product MDIS1-interacting receptor like kinase 2-like. Gene Ontology annotation, biological process: protein phosphorylation. The record is from RefSeq and is a predicted model, not a curated record. The coding region runs from base 1173 to 2495 and encodes 440 amino acids. NCBI's taxonomy places the organism in Eukaryota, Viridiplantae, Streptophyta, Magnoliopsida, Fabales, Fabaceae. Gene Ontology annotation, molecular function: protein binding; protein kinase activity; ATP binding. The transcript has 2 exons.